AAAAAGCCACCCGAGAUGAAAGGCGCCCAUCUCCUAGAGCCCCGAGCCCUGCGGCGCACGCCAAGGGCCACAGGCCACAGGCAGGCUGCCCGACUCCAAAAUGGCGCCCGCAGCGGCUGCCAGCUGCCAAGAUGGCGGCGCGGGGCCGCGCGCGCGCUCCCGGGCUCCCCUCCCCCAGCCUUUUCCCGGCUGGGAGCGCGACUCGUCUCACCGUGCGCCGGUUGUCCUUCGGCCUGGGCAGGGGUCCCGGCGGCCGCAGCCCGUGCCAUGUGGCUCCUCGGCUGGUGGCAGGUCCUGUUAUGGGUGCUGGCGCCUCCUGCCCGCGGCCUGGAGGUUGCAGAGGAGAGUGGUCACUUAUGGUCAGAGGAGCAGCCUGCUCACCCUCUCCAGGUGGGGUCUGUGUACAUGAGUGAGGAGGAGCCUUCACGUGGCCCGAUGGGCCAAGACACAUCCGCAGAAGAGGCUGACGCAGUGCUGGGGCUGGACACCGAUGGUGACCACAUGGCGAUGUUGUCUGUGAUUCCCGGGGAGGCCGAGGACAAACUGAGCUCAGAGUCCAGUGGCGGAACCUGCAGGGCUGGAGGGGAGGAGGACUCGCGGUGCAGCCUUGGAGAGAGCGUCUUCUCUCUGGACAGCACUGGGGCAGGCUUUCCUGAGAGAGAAGAGGAGUAUUACACAGAGCCAGAGGGGGCGGAAUCGGACCCAGCCCCACCAGAGGACUCCAAUAACACCGAAAGUCUGAAGUCCCCAAAGGUGAACUGCGAGGAGAGAAAUGUGACGGGAUUAGAAAAUUUCACCCUGAAAAUUUUAAAUAUGUCACAGGACCUUAUGGAUUUUCUAAACCCAAAUGGUAGUGACUGCACACUAGUCCUCUUUUACACCCCUUGGUGCCGCUUUUCUGCCAGUUUGGCCCCUCAUUUUAAUUCUCUGCCCCGGGCAUUUCCAGCUCUUCAUUUUUUGGCCUUGGAUGCAUCUCAGCACAGCAGCCUUUCUACCAGGUUUGGCACUGUAGCUGUUCCUAACAUCUUGUUAUUUCAAGGAGCUAAACCAAUGGCUAGAUUUAAUCAUACAGACAGAACAUUGGAAACGCUGAAAAUCUUCAUUUUUAACCAGACAGGUAUAGAAGCCAAGAAAAAUGUGGUAGUCACUCAAGCUGAUCGAAUAGGCCCUCUUCCCAGCACUCUGAUGAAAAGUGUGGACUGGUUGCUUGUAUUUUCCUUAUUCUUUUUAAUUAGUUUUAUUAUGUAUGCUACCAUUCGAACUGAGAGUAUUCGGUGGCUGAUUCCAGGACAAGAGCAGGAACACGCGGAGCAGUGAUGGACUGAAAGGAGUUGGAAAGAGGGAUUUCAGUCCUUCAUUUCAGAAAAUACUGCAGUUUCAUGCAUUUUCUCCAGUGAAGUGUUGACUUACAACGUCAGUCAGAUUAAAAGAAUCAUGCAUUUGAACUGCUGAAUGUGUAAAAACAUUAUAAACUGGUGUUUUAACUAGUAUUGCCAUAAGCAAAUGGGAAAAUAUUCCAUAGAACUUCCCAUUCUUGUCUUUACUACUGGAACAGAAUCCGAUGUCUUAGGGGAGUCAUCCAGGUGCAAUGUGAAGAUGCGUUCUGCUGGAAUAGUGAGUAGAAUGGCAACAUACUGACUUUAUAGAAGGCAGAAAUAGGACUUCCAGAUUCUAGUUUUAGAGUACUCUGGAUUCCAUAUCUAUGUCUAAGAGGUUGGUUUUCUGUUCAUUUGCAAUUUCUCUCUCUGAGUCUGUAAGCAGGAAAGUGUUCUGUUGUGGGAAGAAUAACUAGAAUUGAUAAAUGUGACCUUACAAGUAGCAACUGAUGGGAAAAUAAAAAAGUCAAAUACUU
Messenger RNA from Equus quagga, 1852 nucleotides. It is a transcript of the gene TXNDC15, whose product is annotated as thioredoxin domain containing 15. The transcript is spliced from 5 exons. Gene Ontology annotation, biological process: cilium assembly. Lineage: Eukaryota; Metazoa; Chordata; Mammalia; Perissodactyla; Equidae. The coding region runs from base 16 to 1317 and encodes 433 amino acids. Gene Ontology annotation, cellular component: cilium. The record is from RefSeq and is a predicted model, not a curated record.